Messenger RNA from Oncorhynchus keta (chum salmon), 3811 nucleotides. It is a transcript of the gene dazl, whose product is annotated as deleted in azoospermia-like. NCBI's taxonomy places the organism in Eukaryota, Metazoa, Chordata, Actinopteri, Salmoniformes, Salmonidae. Gene Ontology annotation, molecular function: mRNA 3'-UTR binding. Bases 1463 to 2026 code for a protein of 187 amino acids. The transcript has 15 exons. The record is from RefSeq and is a predicted model, not a curated record.
UACAAGGUAAUGCGGGGGUUUAUAUAAUGCAUUCUGCUGCUCAGUCUAUCAGUCAGCAGCAUCUCUACAGGAUGGAAAAGCACACCUCUCUCUACAUGCUCCUCUGCAUGCUGAAUACUGUGAUAUACUCUGGACAUGCUCAAAUUAAUGCCUCUCUGAGCAUCAGUCCUGACAGAUCUCAGUUCUUUGAAUAUGAGUCUGUCUCUCUGAGCUGUGAGGUUCAGAGGGGCUCUACUGGAUGGAGAGUGGUGAGGAACACACUGAAAGGAGGGACUGAAGAGUGUCCCACUGACUGGGGAGUUUUUAAAGGGUCUUCAUGCACCAUAUCAGCAGUACCAUCAGACAGUGGAGUGUACUGGUGUGAGUCUGGGUCUGGAGAACACAGCAAUGCUGUUAACAUCUCAGUACAUGAUGGGGCUGUGAUCCUGGAGAGCCCUGCCAUUCCUGUGACUGAGGGAUAUUUUGUGACUCUGCGCUGCGUAUAUGAAGAUAAGAAAACGAAGAAAACAUCCUCAAACUUCAGAGCUGAUUUCCAUAAUGAUGGAUCCCUCAUCAUGACCAACACUACAGGGGAGAUUACCAUCCCUGCAGUAUCCAAGUCAGAUGAAGGGCUCUACAAGUGUAACAACCCUAAAGGAGAAUCACCAGAGAGCUGGAUGACUGUGACAGUUCCAUCUUCAGCUCCAGGGCCAGCCCCAUCUCCAGCAGUCCCAGUGUGGUCCAUCUCUCUGCCCAGGCUGCUGUGUAGUCUACUAGUAGUGUCUCCUUACCUGCUGGUGACCAUCAUACUGGUAGUGAAAUGCAACAGCCGCAGAAGCAUGGCUCGAGCUCAAUCUGAUGAAGAGAAGAAAAGAUGUACUGUCAUCACAUAAUCAGGAUGUAAUGUUACGCAACAACACACUUUAUGGGAACCAUGUUAAUAUGGUAACAUCGGUGAACAUUGUUAAAGAGAAGAGUAACCAUGUUAUUGUUGUUGUGUUGGAGUACACACACUACUGUAGGCCCAUGUUCUGAGUCUGUGUCAUGCUCCAUGUAGCAUUGCAAGGUUGUGUUGUGUUACAGGUCGGAGUGAGGGAGGGAAGGAGGGAGGGGGAGGGAGGGAGAGAGAGAGAAAGAAAGAAAGAAAGAAAGAAAGAAAGAAAGAAAGAGAAGCCUGACUGAAGGAUGGGGGAGAGAAGAAGACCCCCCCACACACACACACACACACACACAUACACUGUUAACACACACUUGUUUAUCAGAAUAGAGGAUGUGCAGCUGUGUGGCUGGUUGCAUAUGAGCAUAUGCUGUGGUUAACCACUUUCUCUGUCCUUCUGUCUUCUGCUGCCUCCCUGCUCUACAUGCUUCACUGCCAAAGCUGUAGCGGGCUAAAAAGCUACCGGAUAUUCAGAAACAGAGAGAUGGAUUUCAGACAUCCAUAAAUUUGAAGCUGUCAAAUGGUUAUAUUUUACCUGAAGGUAGAAUGACACCAAACACACUUUUUGUUGGAGGAAUCGACAUGAAGGUGGAUGAGAAUGAAAUCCGGGACUUCUUUGCGAGAUUUGGUGCAGUGAAGGAAGUGAAAAUCAUCACUUACCGCGGCGGCAUCUGUAAAGGGUAUGGAUUUGUUUACUUCAAUGAAGAUGUCGACAUCCAAACCAUCAUUGACCAACAGAUAAGUUUUAAAGGGCGGAAACUGAAGCUGGGUCCAGCAAUCAUGAAGGAAAGGAGCUCACGUUCCAUGCCGUCUCACCUGGUUGGUCAGGUCCCCUGGAUGAGCCCCUCCCAGUACAUCUACUGCACCUGCUGCUCUCCUGUGGGCGUGGCUCAGCCCUCACCUGUACUCAACGGGGGCAAUCCCUACAUCCAGCCUUACUCGUAUAACGGCCUUCAAGGAGUCAUGAUGCCACAGAUGCCCAUGAGCUACUCACAAACCGCCUACGCGUACCAGUACGCCUCACCACACUGGACCGGGGAGCAGAGGACACGGCUUGUCAACCAGAACUUUGUGGACUGUGGAGUCCAGACUCUGCUGACUCUGCUGUAGCCCACUGACCCUCCUGUACCAGGGGGUGAUGUGUGCCAGUCUGCACUGCGACAAGAUGACAUCCUGGCCUUUGGAGUGCUAGAAGCAACAAACUUAAACUAUACAUUACCAGGAUGCUUUCUCUCCCUGAUAUCCCUCGCUCGCUUUGAGACCCAUUUUAACACACCGACCGUGGCGGCUAAACACUUGCACCUGAUGGGCGUGGUCACUGACUGUGCUCCAUGAUUGGCUUGGCUAGGACCACGGUCCUGGGGUUUGGACCGCUUUUAAACCACCUCAACAACCACUGUCACGCAGGGAAGAGAGGAAGUAAUUUUGGUGCCUCGGCAUUUUCAUAACACAAGGCAAUGUGUGGUGUCACUUUUUUUUUUUUUUUUUUUUUUUUGUGGUUUUUGUUGGGUUUUUUGAUUGUCCCAAACCAAAAUACUUUUACGUUCACCUGUGCAUAUUUAUAUUUUAUUUUGUACUGUUUAUGUUGAAAUUAUUUUAAUGUCAGUUUGUUUGGGUUUAAGCUUUUAGCGGGGCCUCUGUACAUAGAUUUGUAAUACAGUAAAUUCAUCUUUAGAAUAGUGAGAUCGAUUAACUUUCACUUUAUUAAUUCACGUUCCAUCCUCAUACUGCUUCAAUUUAAGAUAAACUAGUGCGUUGAAUUAUUAUGAGGGCAGCAUUGGGCACAACACUAACACAUAUUUCAGGUACUAUUUUUUUUGUUCCUGUCUUAAUAAGCUACUUUAGUCACCAUUUUGUUUUCCAUCACUGUAUUCCAAGUGCCUGCCUGCUUUUCUGUUAUGAGGGAUUUAUUUAGAAUUGGGAUGCACUGGUAUCUCAAGUGUUGCUGUUUCCAAAGUUAUGGAUCCUUUUAUUGUGGCACUGGUCAAUGUUUCUUAGGUUAUGUCCCAAAUGGCACCCUGUUCCCUAUUUAGUGCACUACUUUUGACUAGGGUCCUGAUCAAAAGUAGUGAACUAUAUAGGGUGCCAUUUGGGGAGUUGACUUGGACUGUUCCAGCUCUUCCAAGAGGAAAAUCACUGCGUCAAUUUCCCAUGAAGGUGUUGAUAAACUACUUUUAUAAUGCAGCCUGGGUCGGGAAAUCUUUUUUUAAAUUUUAAUUCACUCAAAUUAAGGACAUAACUAAAAGCAAUGUGUUCCAUCACUACAGUUUGAAGUUCACUUUAUUGAGAGAAAUUGUUGCACUGAUUUUAUUGUGUUUAAGAAGAGGUUUUUUUUUUGAGAUGGUGUCAUUUUGAUUUCAUGAAUGAAAAACCCUGAUGUAAUCACGUUUCAGGCCAAUGGGUUAAAUGGGAUAACGUUUGGAUACAUGGGGUCAUGGGUGGGAUUUCAUAUCCGUAACAUCCAGCGGUUUGCCCAGGUGUAUGUGGACGUAAGGUUUUGCCUGCCCUGGAUAACCUCUUCUAAAUGUACCCUCGGCAUGCAUAGUUGUACCUUGUCAUGGAUCUCUUGGUUUAGUUUUCUUUGUCAAUUCUCCUGCUAUGACCCAUGCUAUUCGGUACCCAAAGUUGUUUAAAAUGGCAUCCUAUUGCUUAUAGUGCACUACUUCUCUGGUCGAAAGUAACAUUUGGGAUGUAACCUAGCCAUUGAUCUUAAAGGAAUCUAAUCAUGUUGAUGGGAAUAUGAUGGUUAGAGCUUUUCUAGAUCACUGUACUGGUUUAAGUUGGGUUCUUGUUGAGGUGUUCUUGUUGAGGUGUUCAUGUUAACAAUUUAAGGUUUGGAUUUUGUUUAAAAUAUAUAUAUAUAUAUUACACACAAAUAAAUUUGAGUUAAUCACA